Molecule: messenger RNA, 363 nt
Organism: Opisthorchis viverrini
Lineage: Eukaryota; Metazoa; Platyhelminthes; Trematoda; Opisthorchiida; Opisthorchiidae
Exons: 1
Coding region: 1-363 (120 amino acids)
Source: RefSeq, a predicted model, not a curated record
AUGGCCAGCUCGAUCCCGGUGAAAUCCGAGUUGUAUGCUGCAUUGGCAGCGAAGUUCGCUAGUAGGUCAGCAGGGGCUGUUAAAAAGCGCUUGAUUAAAAUGCAAUGGUCCGGUAUUUCCAAAUAUAAGACUGGAAAUGGUGCGAAGAGGCGACCUAAACCGCUUCCGAAGAUUCCGGAAUGUGCUUGGUCAUCUGACAAGGAGUGGACACGACCGAACCCCUGCCGGCGGCCUAUUUGGUCUUCGGGGGAUGAGAAAGAGUGCCCUCCUUCGGACGUGAACACUUGCAUUAUGGAUGAUGAGGGAGUGGUGGACGGCCGAUCUGUGGAUGACUCUGACUGCGCUGACUGGCGAAAUUCCUAG